UUGUGAAAUAGAUCAUCUUACAUCCCGACAAUCAUGCCCAGCUCGACAACCCUAUACAGCCUCCUCUCCAACAUCCUCGACAACUCCUCCAAGUCCGGCAGGCACCGUGCUUCGACAGAUAUCCAAGAUGGACUGAAACGGAUACGGCGUCUGGUCCUCACAGAGGGUAUCCCUGAAGUGCCUGGAAAGCCACCGCUGCGAGCGCGUAUAUGGAAAUUGAUGCUCAAAGUCGACACACUCAAUACUGAAGACUAUCUGCGCUGGGUAUCUAUGGGACCUUCAUCCGACAGCCACAAGAUCAAAAACGACACUUUCAGAACCUUGGCUACCGAUACGCAAUUCAAGGGCAAAGUGAAAGAGGACAUGCUCAUCCGUCUCCUAGAAGCUUUCGUAUGGAAGAUCACUUCUACAGAAUCGGAAGACGAUACACAACCCUUCAAAUACGUUCAAGGCAUGAACGUCCUCUCCGCUCCAUUCCUGUUCACCAUGCCUUCACAACUGGAGGCUUUCGCCUGUUUCUCGACCUUUAUUGAGAAUGGGUGCCCGCUAUAUGUCCAGCCGUCCCUCAAGGGUGUACACGAGGGCUUGAAGCUGUUAGAUCGAUGCUUGGAGAUUGUGGACCCGGAGCUGUAUGAUAGACUGGCGAGCAAAAACUUGAAGGCUGAGAUCUAUGCCUUCCCUUCCGUUAUGACCCUCUGCGCUUGUACACCUCCUCUUGAAGAAGUACUUCAACUUUGGGACUUCCUCCUCUGCUUUGGUCUCCACCUCAACAUCCUCUGCGUGAUCGCCCAGCUCCUCCUAAUCAAACAAGACCUUAUGGAAUCUCCCUCGUACGCCCAGUUGCGUCUUUUGAUUGUUGCAAAUGGCUACUGAUUCCAAGUCUACAGACCGAUGAAGAUCCUCCGUACUUUCCCCCCACUUCAAGCGAGGCCUGUGAUAGGCGUAACUGUUGCGCUGGUCAAGGAUAUACCGGAGGAUCUGUAUAGGGAGUUGGUGGCGCACCCAUACGCUGUUUGAAGAUGGCGAGAGAGUUUGGAUGAAGUUACACAGGCGCAGCUUGUGGUGCGAUUGUUCACGAUCUUUCAUACGAUUUUACGACCUAUUAUGCAUCUUCAAAUGACAGUUGA
Molecule: messenger RNA, 1127 nt
Organism: Cryptococcus amylolentus CBS 6039
Lineage: Eukaryota; Fungi; Basidiomycota; Tremellomycetes; Tremellales; Cryptococcaceae
Exons: 7
Coding region: 34-873 (279 amino acids)
Biological process (GO): activation of GTPase activity
Molecular function (GO): GTPase activator activity
Source: RefSeq, a predicted model, not a curated record